UGCAGGAUGGCCGUGCCCUGGAUUUCGUCCUGAGACGGCAGAGGCGACUGCGGGGACUAAGGCGGGCUGCGGCGGCGGCGGCGGCGACCGCAGUGUGGCGUCGCGGGCACCCGACCUCUAGUUCCCGGCGGCGAGGCGAGCGCCGGCUCCCCGAGCCGCGGGAGAUGCGUGUGUCCCGGGCUCGCGGGGGCUCCGGGAGUCCAUGCUGCGCGCCACGCUGCUGGCCGCCGCGCUAAUCGCCUCCCGCCGCCGCAGCGAGCCUCCCGGGUCCCCUUCCUGCCCCCGGCGGCGGCGGCGAUGACCGGGGAGAAGAUCCGCUCGCUGCGCAGGGACCACAAGCCCAGCAAAGAGGAGGGGGACCUGCUAGAGCCCGGCGACGACGAGGCGGCGGCGGCCCUCGGCGGCGCCUUCACCGGGGGCCGGUUGGCCGCCGGCGGCAAGGGCGGCAAAGCCUACCACCGCAUCUUCAGCAACCACCACCGGCUGCCGCUGAAGGCGGCCCCGGGCCCCGCCGGUGCCCCCGCCGCCCCCCAGUCCCCGGCCCUCCUCGCCGGCACCGGCCCCCUCGCCGUCGUCGCGGACGGAGGCAGCUGCCCCGCGCACUACCCGGUGCACGAGUGCGUCUUCAAGGGGGAUGUGCGGAGACUGUCCUCCCUCAUCCGCACGCACAACAUCGGGCAGAAAGAUAAUCACGGAAACACUCCUUUACAUCUUGCUGUGAUGUUAGGAAAUAAAGAAUGUGCCCACUUGCUUCUGGCUCACAAUGCUCCAGUAAAGGUGAAAAACGCUCAGGGAUGGAGCCCUCUGGCGGAAGCCAUCAGCUACGGAGACAGACAGAUGAUUACGGCUCUUUUAAGGAAGCUUAAGCAGCAAUCCAGGGAAAGUGUUGAAGAAAAACGACCUCGAUUAUUAAAAGCCCUCAAAGAGCUAGGUGAUUUUUAUCUGGAACUUCACUGGGAUUUUCAAAGCUGGGUGCCUUUACUUUCCCGAAUUCUGCCUUCUGAUGCAUGUAAAAUAUACAAACAAGGUAUCAAUAUCAGGCUCAACACGACUCUCAUAGACUUUACUGACAUGAAGUGCCAACGAGGGGAUUUAAGCUUCAUUUUCAAUGGGGAUGCGGCACCCUCUGAAUCUUUUGUAGUAUUAGACAAUGAACAGAAAGUUUAUCAGCGAAUACACCAUGAGGAGUCAGAGAUGGAAACAGAAGAAGAGGUUGACAUUUUAAUGAGCAGCGAUAUUUACUCUGCAACUUUAUCAACCAAAUCCAUUUCUUUCACGCGUGCCCAAACUGGAUGGCUUUUUCGCGAAGAUAAAACAGAAAGAGUAGGAAACUUUUUGGCAGACUUUUACCUGGUGAAUGGACUUGUUUUAGAGUCCAGGAAAAGAAGAGAACAUCUCAGUGAAGAAGACAUUCUUCGAAAUAAGGCCAUGAUGGAGAGUUUGAGCAAAGGCGGAAACAUAAUGGAGCAGAAUUUUGAGCCGGUCCGAAGACAGUCUCUUCCUGCCCCGCCGCAAAACACCAUCACGUGGGAAGAGUACAUAUCUGCUGAGAACGGAAAAGCUCCUCAUCUGGGUCGAGAACUGGUGUGCAAAGAGAGUAAGAAAACCUUCAAAGCCACCAUAGCCAUGAGCCAGGAGUUCCCCCUGGGGAUCGAGUCAUUGUUGAAUGUUUUAGAAGUAAUAGCUCCCUUCAAGCACUUUAACAAGCUUAGAGAAUUUGUUCAGAUGAAGCUUCCUCCAGGCUUUCCUGUAAAACUAGAUGAAAUGUAAGAGACCUGAAGAUGCUUCUUACAGGAAGGGCUGGCUGAGCUCAAUGUGGUGCAGUAGUGCUGUUCACGAGAAGUUAGAGGGGACUCUUAGGGGGUCUCCACAGUGGUAAUGUCUCCGGACACAGUGCUCGCUAGUAAUGGAUGGAGUGAUGGUCGCGCAUUUUAUUUUUCAGUCUUAACGUUUACACUUAAUUUCAUUGAUCUUUAGAAACAGUAAACUUGCCUUGUUGACAUUCUGUAUCUUUCUGACAUACCAGAAAACUGGGAACAAGAGGUAAAUAAAAGGUAUUUUGGGCCUUUAGGCUUAAGUUUAGCAUUAAUGCGAGUGGCAGGACAGCUGUGAUGCCGCCCAUCAACCCUACCAGCCCGUCCGUGUGUGAUGGGUGCCUGGUACGUGCCAGUCCCCAGUCCAGGGAAGGGGAGCCAGCGUCCUCGUCUGCAUCCACCUUCAGUGGGAAAUGGGAACGGGGAAAGAGAAACACAACCCGUAUGCAAUUCUUGGCAUGUAUUUUAUCUUGUUUCAUUCCGCAUUAAACACACAUGUACACGCGUCGCAUAAGAGGCACAAUGCUGUGCUCCCAAAUAAUGUUUUCAUUAAACCUACCCUCCUCACAUUUCUAGAAUUGGACAUAAACUUUUUUGUGAGUUAAAAUCAGUUUUAAAAUGACUUUGAAAAUGUCACGCUGAUUGCCCUUUGCAUUGAAAAGCCCUGGGAACACAGUGUCAGUUUGGAGGAACUGAUCUUGGAUCUUAGGCAGAGACAGCUUGAAAAGCAGCCCAGAGCUGAGUUCGGGCCAUGGAUAGGGUCCCUGUCCUAGCCUCUCCACAGCAGCCUGCGGCCCCAGGUCGUGUUUCCUGGCUGUUGGACUACCGUUUUCGCUAGGGUAGAGAACAGGUCAAACGGAUGAGAGUUCAAGCUGUUCCUGCCUUCAGGUCUAAUGCUAAGUUCCAAACCUAAAUCAAACUGCACAGUACCACAGGGCUUUGCACAAGAACUGUUUUGAUUAUAGGAAGGAACAAACUCUGCAGUCCCUUUUUGCAGGCAUUUCUAUGAUGGAGAACUGCAGUCUUCCUAGGGAUGCUUCUGCUUGUGUACAGAAGUUAGGACAAUUCGUAAAACUCCGUUCCUGGGUUGGUUUACCUUUUCUGGUUUUAAAUUCAGAAAGGCGGGGAGAAAAUGAAUAAAAAUGUGGAAAUUUUUCCGCAUUUCUUGUUUUCCGCAUCAGCCAGAGCUGCUGGUGACUGAUUAGAGUUGCUUUCUCCCAUUCCGCAGAGGGCUCGGCUCCAGCCUUCCCGCGGCGCUCUAUCCGCACCCCCCCGCCCCCCCCCGCCCCGGUGAGGUCCGAGCGGGGGUGAGUUUUAUUCCCCUGUGUGGGAAAGGAGCCCUCCGUCACCGUGAGCCCCAGGCCCUGGGCCACACUGCCCCCCAAACCCGUCCUCCUUCCUCCGCCCGAGGUCGGUCACACUGUGGACCUCUUCUCCCAGUUCUGCGUAAGGCUGCUCGGCCGCUCACCCGCCAUUUCUCCUUUGCUGCCCACUUCGCUCUCAUCUUUUCCCUCCUAUUUGUUAGGCCUUUUAGGUCUUUGACCUUUUAAAGUUCAGCCAACCAGCUAAUAAUAAUUUCAUUUAACUCUGCCCAGCUUUAAUGUUUGCUGUUUAUAGCUAUGCUGUUUGGAAAUCUGUCUCUGUUUUUACUGCUGCUUUACAAUUAUAUAAUAAAGGAGAAGUAAAGACAUAAAGGGUUGCAUGUUUUUCUAUUUCACUUGAUUUUUAAAUUUUUAUUUUAAUUUUGUUUUAUCUGUUUUGAAACAAGGCUGCGUUACGCAGUCCAAGCCAGGCGUGAACUCACUCGGUAGCCCAGGCUAAUCUCAAACUCACGGCAGUGCUCCUGCCUCGGGCUCCCGAGUGCUGGGACUACAAGUGUGUGCCACCAUGCCUGGUCACUUUAGGGUUUUGGGACAAGGUCUCACCUAGUUCAGGCUGGCCUGGACCCAUGGCAGUCUUCCUGCCUCAGCCUCCUGGGUGCUGGGAUUACCACACCUGGCUUUCUGUUCCACUUGAAACUGCUGAAAUGUUGGGCACCAGGAUGCUGCUCAGUCAGAUAGAGGCAAUGUGUAACCAGAGCACCCACUCCAGAUGCUGAACAAAAAAAGUGUGUUGGAAAAUGCUGUAGGUAAUUGACAGUGAAAUUCUAAUAGCUGGGUAAUCUCAGGAAAGCAGGAAAAAGAAAACAACUGAAGGGCUGGGGAUGUAGCUCAGUGGUUCCGGGGCCUGCAUCACAAGCGCAAGGUCCUGAGCUUGAUCCCCAGUACCAAAAAAAAAAAAAAAGAAAAAAAACAACUGAAGAACAGAAGACAAAAAAUAAAAUGGUCUAGUGACAUGUGCUUUUAAUUCCAGUUUCUCAGGAGGCUGAGACAGGAAGAGCGGAGAGGAUUGCUUAAACCCAGAAAUUCAAUGCCAACUGUGGCAACAUAGUGCACCCUAUCUUUUAAAAAGAAAAAAUUGUGAAAUGUGAUCGAGUAUAUGUUAUCUCUGAGACACUCAUUUCAGAUACAACGACAAGGCAGGUUAGGAGAGCAGAUAUGGAGACAGAUGCAUGGAGCGCAGCCAGUUAUACAAGCAAGGGGAAAUAGCUCUGCUCAGAUUGGAUUAGGGAGAUCCCCGAGCCCAGGGAGGGCACACCCACACAUGGGGUGCUGAUAUGACAUGGUUCAGCAACUUGGGGAAAUGUUUUGUGAGUUUCUUAAAAACUAUUUUGGUUUUUGAGACAGGGUUUUGCUGUGUAGUUUAGGCUGGCCUUGAACUUUCUGACAUGAUUCUCCUGCCUCAGCCUUCUAAGUGCUGGGAUUGCAGACGUGUGUCACCAUGCACAGCUUAAACAUGCAGCUAAUUUUGUGUGAUCAAGCAGUCAGACAGAUGAAGGCUAUGCUCACAUACAUUCUUGAACACAAAUGUUCAUUUCCCGAUAGCUGUGUUUCUAAGAGACAGAGCCUAGAGUUCUCGCCACGUGACUGUCCCAUGGCACAUCCAUUGCAUGGGACACCAUUCAGAAAGAGAAGGCACCGUUAGUACUUGAGUUAAGCUGAUCGGAUCACACAGAAUAGCAAACCGAAGCCAGACUCAAAGGUUGCAUGCUGAUGUUCCACUUGGGAACAGACAACAGAAACUGAGAGCUUAUAGGAGUGGAGGAAGGUUGAUCCCUGAGGAAGUGUAUAUGGCUGUAAAAGGGCAGCGUGGUGGGUCUGAUAGACAGUAGACACGUAAGGAUGGGGCGUUCUCUGGCUCCUCUGUACAGCAGUGUCCUGACUGCUAAUGUAGAUAUAAAAUGUUGAAAUUUGGAGAAAAGGUACGGGGAGUCUUCUGUAUCAUUUCUUACCAUUGCACACAAAACUGUAAUUUUCUGAAAA
Heterocephalus glaber (naked mole-rat) is the source of this 5176-nucleotide messenger RNA. RefSeq names its product ankyrin repeat domain 13C (gene Ankrd13c). Gene Ontology annotation, biological process: protein retention in ER lumen. Gene Ontology annotation, molecular function: signaling receptor binding. The record is from RefSeq and is a predicted model, not a curated record. NCBI's taxonomy places the organism in Eukaryota, Metazoa, Chordata, Mammalia, Rodentia, Bathyergidae. Gene Ontology annotation, cellular component: cytoplasm.